Messenger RNA from Trichomonas vaginalis G3, 810 nucleotides. Its product is annotated as glycine-rich protein family. The coding region runs from base 1 to 810 and encodes 269 amino acids. The transcript has a single exon. Lineage: Eukaryota; Parabasalia; Trichomonadida; Trichomonadidae. The record is from RefSeq and is a predicted model, not a curated record.
AUGGGAUUUUAUAAUAGUGUUCCUCCAAAUGCAACAAUUACUUCAGGAUAUGGUGCUGGAGGAUCUACUGAUAUUCGUUUAGUUGAUGGCCUGUUUUAUGAUUUUGAAUCUCUGAAAAGUCGUAUUAUUGUUUCUGCUUCAGGAGGUUCAUGGGAAUACUAUUAUUCCACACCAGCAUAUGCAGGAGGUUUAUUUUCUAUUAAUACAUCUACAUACUAUUGUCACACUGAAGCUUCUGGCAGUAUCGCUUUUACAUUUAAUGGUGCCAAUCAAACAUCACCUGGUUCCCAAGGAUAUAACGGACCAUAUUAUAAGGAUAUGUGUUUUCCAGGAACAUUUGGAAUUGCGGGAUAUAUUGCUAAUAAGUCUCAAAAUUGGGGAGGUACAGGUGGUAAUGGAUAUUAUGCAGGAUGUUCUACGUGGAGAGGUGGUGGAUCUACAGGAGGUUCAUCAUUCAUUUCUGGACAUCCAGGUUGUGAUGCGAUAUCUAAUGAAUCAUCAUCUUUUGAAAAUAUAAUUCACACUGGCCAACCAAUUCAUUAUAGCAAUUUAUCAUUCUUUAAUACAUUAAUGAUUGGUGGGCAAGGUAAGAUUCCACUUCCAUGGAUUCACAAACAAAUCAGAUCCAAUAUAGAUCGCAAUGAAGAUCUUGAUAAUGAUAAAUAUUACGAGACUGGCCAUCAAGGACACGGCUUUAUAAGAAUAACACUCUUUGAUGAAGCUAUCUUUCUCACAUGUAAAGCUCAAUAUCCAUUUUCUCAAGGUCAUAUUAUUUCCCUUCUAAUUUUUAUUUUAAUUUACUCUAAAUAA